Molecule: messenger RNA, 879 nt
Organism: Diabrotica balteata
Lineage: Eukaryota; Metazoa; Arthropoda; Insecta; Coleoptera; Chrysomelidae
Source: the annotation of a GenBank genome assembly
AUGGCUCGUGAGAGAUGUGAUGAAGUUCUGCUUGCUGAAAAAGACAAUAUAUCUGAAACGUCGCAAAACACUACAAGUGAUAAUAUUAUUAUUAGGGAAAAUAGUAGCCCUUUACAGACAAUAGAAAAUGUGAUAGAAAACGCGGAAAUAAUUAUCGGCUCUGGCGAUGCUUCCGUUAGGUCUACAAUAAUUCCUUCCCAAGCUUCAGAAUAUACGAUAAUGGAAUUUGCAGAAAUCACGAUAAUAAUUGCCGAAUUUACAAACGAAGGUGACCAUUUAGAGGAAAUAGUUCAAGAAGUCGAAAUAGGAACAAGUAUUGAAGCUCCUGGGUUAGAAAUUAACGAGACUUUAAAGACAGACGAAGAGGAAGAGAGUGAAGUAAUUACGAAAGACAAUUUUGAAUCAAAAAAUGGCGCAAAACCUCAACAGUUGCUUCUCGUCGUACCUAUUCAUUUAAAUACUUUUGUUGAAGAGGAGAAAAUAAAUGUAUGCAAAAAUUUUUUCUUUGUAGCUCUAAAUAUUAGUCAAAAACCAGUAUACACUGUACAUUCUGUUGAUCAUGAAACUCCAAAAAUAGAUAUGAGAGGAAAAACUGGUACUAGAAAAAUUAGUAAUGAGAAAAUGCAGGCAGUUAUCGAUCAUAUUAAUAAAUUUAAUGUAGUUGAAUCUCCUUACUGUAGGCACAAUAGCCAGAAAAAAUAUUUGGAAGCAUCUUUAACAAUUCAACAAAUGUACGAUUUAUAUCUUAAUUACUGUGCUGAAAAUAACAUAGAAACAGUUAAACUCUCAAUGUACAGGUAUAUACUCUGUACCAAUUUUAACUAUAGUUUUCACAAACCAAAAAAGUCAUGUAUGAAACCUGCUCCACCUUUUACUUAA